Acanthocheilonema viteae is the source of this 921-nucleotide messenger RNA. The record is from the annotation of a GenBank genome assembly. NCBI's taxonomy places the organism in Eukaryota, Metazoa, Nematoda, Chromadorea, Rhabditida, Onchocercidae.
AUGAAUGAAAUUCUUGUACAGCAGAAAGAAGAAUUAACUAUGAGCAACGGAAAGAUUCGCAUUGGUAUAUCACAUCGAAAAUUAUGGGAAGAAUUUCAUCGGAACAACAACGAAAUGAUCCUCACAAGUAAAGGAAGAUGUAUUUAUCCUCGAAUUGGAUAUUCUGUGGAAGGUUUAGAGCCGAAAACAAUGUAUUUCAUAUGUCUUAAAAUAUGUCGAACUGAUCGCGCCAGAUACAAGUAUACAGCUGGUGAAUGGCAUAUGACUGCUACGGGAGAUCCUGAAAGUGAAGCAAAAUAUAUUUAUCCAGAUAAUGGAUCAACACAACUUGGACAAUACUGGAUGAAUAAUGGCAUCCGUUUUGGUAAACUUAAAAUUACGAAUAGUACCAAAGAUUGUUCCUCAAAUGUACUUCUCACUUCCAUGCAUAAAUAUCAUCCCAUUCUGUACAUACAUAAAGUUUAUGCAGCACCAGCAUUAUGUCUUGAUGGUUCUACAAUAUUGACUAAUCAGUAUCAAUUGGUGAAGAGUUUUACUGACGAAAUUAUGGAAUUCAUAGCUGUUACAGCAUAUCAAAAUCAACGGAUCAUAGAAAUGAAGAAGAUACACAAUAGUUAUGCUCGUGGACAACGUGGUAGUAUCACGAGAAAUAAUAAUAAUUCAACUAUCGAUACCAAUGAUGGUACCAUUCCAUUGGCAAAUGAUCAUACGUUGCGCAUAUCUAUCAGUCCUUUAAAUAAAUAUAAACCAUACUGGACGAAUAGAUCAUCGUAUUUUUCAAAUGAUAAAAGACAUGGACAUGUUUCACAUUCAAUUCAUUUGCUAUCAUCAUCUAAUUUUAAUCAUUUAGCAACAACAACUUAUCCCAUUGCACCAGUACCAUACCCAUCACUUGUAACACAUAAUCCUCCUUAUAUUUAA